Molecule: messenger RNA, 2334 nt
Organism: Aethina tumida (small hive beetle)
Lineage: Eukaryota; Metazoa; Arthropoda; Insecta; Coleoptera; Nitidulidae
Product: exocyst complex component 5-like
Exons: 13
Coding region: 173-2290 (705 amino acids)
Biological process (GO): Golgi to plasma membrane transport; exocytosis
Cellular component (GO): exocyst; cytoplasm
Source: RefSeq, a predicted model, not a curated record
UAUAAUUUUUAUUUUAUAUUAUCGAGUAAAACGCAUUCUUAUCGGAUGCAACAACUCGUAUGCGGUACAGAUUUCUGUAAAACGUCAUCUCAAAAUACAUAACCUUCAAACACUGUUUACGUGUCAAAACAAUAAUUACAAUAACAAUAACGUUAAUCAACAAUUUUUCAAAAUGAUGCAACAAUAUAUGAAGGAAUUAGAACAAGAACCGUUCGACCCGGAAGAAUUCAUAGAACGUUUGGCGUGGAGAACUAUGAUUGAAGCUCAAGUUGAGGAUUUCGAACCCGAAGUUUUACACGAAUCUUUCACGCAAGCCAUAAACGAUUUGACGUUGUUGCAAACACACCAACGAAAAAAAUGCCAACGUUUAGAGGCACAAGUUAGAGAUGAAGAAACGAAAUUUUUCGCUGAAAUUUCAAAAUUAACUUUAGAUAAUAAAAAAUCUAUAGAAACAUUCCAAGAAUUGGAUGGGAAAAUUACACAUGUGGCAUCGAAAGUGUUGCAUUUAGGUGACCAAUUGGAUAACGUGAAUGGGCCAAGAAAUCGGGUUUGUGAAGCACAAAAACUGAUGUCGCAUUUAAAUGAAUUUUUAACAACGGGCCCGUUAACUUCAAACACUUUCACUGAUGUUUCCAAAGUAGAUGAAGCUGCCGAUGUAAUACAAAAACUGUUUGUUAUUUCUCAAGAUUUACCCAACGAUAAGUUCAAUUGGGUGUUGGAAAAGAUCAAAAGAAAAUACGACGACAUCGAACGAGCUUUGAUCGAAGAUUUCGUUUCGGCCCAAAAGCGCAACGAUUUCGGACGAAUGCGUCAAAUUGCGAAUGCGAUGACGCAGUUUAAGGGUUACUCGAGAUGCGUUAAUGAAUUUAUCGAAUACGGGCAGAAGGGGUGUUUGCUGCAAAAAGACGUUUUCGGGCACAUCUUGGAACUGUGCAAACACAAUAACGAAAUCAUCAAGCAAGUUUUCACGAAUCCCGAACAAGUAAUGUCUAAAUUUGUGCUGAACCUUUACCAGUUGAAAAUAAACGAGCACAUCCGCAGCAAGUUGACCAACGACUUGGACACGCACACUUACUUGCGUACGUUAUUCGAUUUAUACUCGAAGACGAAUCAAUUGUCGAAAAGUCUCUGCGUCUAUAAGAUGGGAAGCGACAAGAACUUUUUAAACAAACUAACUGGCAACAUUUUUGGCAAAUAUAUCGAGAAAUAUAUCGAUUUGGAACUGAAAUGUUUAAAGCAACGUUGCCAAAACAAUUUGCAGAAGUAUUACGAAUCUAAAAAUCAUCAAAAGAAACAAAUACAAACUGGCGGAUUUCAAGAUUUGAAACGUGAUUUAUUCGCAAAGGCCAACAUAAAUUUGUCCCAAGCAGAAAAUUACGGAGGCGAAACUUUUCUCUCCGAAGAGUUGGCGAUUAUGAUUCUGCAGGACACGAAAAAUGCGUUUCAGCGUUGCCAAUUGCUGUCCAAGCCGGAAAACAAAGCCGGAAACGCCUCUCAAAUCCUCGACUGUUUAAUAAAUUGUCUGUUAACGGAACACGUCGACUACGCCCUCGAAUUAGGCUUGCAGGCCAUUCCAAACGCAGAAUUGGGAAAAACUCCUCCGAAAAUUUACUUUUUCAACAUCGUUCAUCAAUGCAACAACAUUACUCACCUUCUGGAGAAGCAAUUUCAGGAUUUGGUCGUCCCUAUGUUGCUGAACUCGCCCAAGUACAACGACUGUUUGCAGAAAAAGAAAUUCGUGCUCGAAGAUAUCGAACGGAAAGUUAACAACGGAAUCGACAGAUCUCUGAACUCCAUCGCGUUGUGGAUCAAACUGUAUUUGCAAGCGGAACAGAAGAAGACCGAUUUUAAACCGGAAAGCGACGACUUUGAUACGGUCUCAUCGAACGCAUGCAAGACGGUUUCCCAAUACGUGACGAACACGAUAAAGGAGAUCAAACAGACUCUGGACGGGAACAACGUGAAUGCGGUUUUGCAGGAACUGGGAAUCAGGUUGCACCGCGUUGUGUACGAUCAUCUGCUGCAGUUCCAGUUCAACACCGCAGGAGCGAUGGUGGCGAUUUGCGACUUGAACGAAUACCGUUUGUGCACGAAACCGUUGGGAAGUUUCGUGCAGGAGUUGUUCGAAACUUUACAUUCCCUUUGCAACCUGUUGUUGGUGAAACCGGAGAACCUGACCCAAGUUUGUUCGGAAGAUUCCCUGGUCAAUUUGGACAAGUCAGUUUUGCACAACUUCAUACAGUUGAGAAGCGACUUCAAAAUGCAAAAACAAACGAUGUUGAAGGUUUAAUUUAUUGUAUUCGUAAAAUAAACAUAAUUAUAGGAAAAAAAGUC